GAACAGUUGAGAGGAAUGAGUCGCCAUCGGCAGAAACGGGCUUUCCUGGGGUGGAGGGCUGCCAGGAGCAGUGGGUGAGAUGGGAGGACCUUUCCUCCCGCUUGGACAAGUUAAAGAAGUACCGGGAGUAGGUGAGCUCCCAGCUGUGUCUGCCUAGCGCGCCUUCGUUUCAAAGGUGUGGUCACUCACAGACCCCAGCCGAGCCGGGGGCGGGGCUGGGCCUGGUCACGUGAGGGGGAGGGGGCACAGGGCAGCGUGAUGGCCGCAGAGGCGACACCAGUGGUUGGAGCGCUGAAGGGUGGGGAUCUCCCGGGGCCCGGGCAGAAGCCCCAACCGGCUCGUCGGGCCUUGUAUUUCUGCGGGAGCAUCCGUGGAGGACGCGAGGACCAGGCACUGUACGGGCGGAUCGUGUCGCGGCUGCGGCGCUUUGGGGCUGUGCUUACGGAACACGUGGCCGCAGCCGAGCUGAGCGCGCGCGGAGAGGAGGCUGCUGCGGAUGACAGAGCCAUCCAUGAGCGGGACCUGGCCUGGCUGCAGCAGGCAGAUGUGGUUGUGGCAGAAGUGACCCAGCCCUCUCUGGGUGUCGGCUACGAGCUGGGCCGGGCUAUAGCCCUCAACAAACCAGUCCUGUGCCUGUUCCGCCCGCAGUCUGGCCGAGUGCUCUCAGCGAUGAUCCGGGGAGCUGCCGAGGGCUCGAGGUUCCAGGUGUGGGACUACGAUGAGGCAGAGGUGGAGGCCGUGCUGGAUCGGUACUUUGAGGCUGAUCCUCCCAGGCAGGUGGCCUCCUCCCCAAAUCCACCCACUUGACUGAAGUCCAGGUUAUUAAAUUCCUCUGACCCCA
Molecule: messenger RNA, 841 nt
Organism: Sus scrofa (pig)
Lineage: Eukaryota; Metazoa; Chordata; Mammalia; Artiodactyla; Suidae
Gene: DNPH1
Product: 2'-deoxynucleoside 5'-phosphate N-hydrolase 1
Biological process (GO): deoxyribonucleoside monophosphate catabolic process
Cellular component (GO): nucleus
Molecular function (GO): 5-hydroxymethyl-dUMP N-hydrolase activity
Source: RefSeq, a predicted model, not a curated record